Messenger RNA from Gopherus flavomarginatus (Mexican gopher tortoise), 1112 nucleotides. RefSeq names its product rhomboid-related protein 4-like. The transcript has 4 exons. Gene Ontology annotation, molecular function: serine-type endopeptidase activity. The record is from RefSeq and is a predicted model, not a curated record. Lineage: Eukaryota; Metazoa; Chordata; Testudines; Testudinidae. The coding region runs from base 324 to 920 and encodes 198 amino acids. Gene Ontology annotation, cellular component: membrane.
CUGCAGCCCUGCCAGCCCAGCCCCAGCUCUCCGGGUUCAUGGCAGGUCUUGAUGCCGGUUUCCCAGAACAAGGUUUAUUCUUAGCUCCCAGCGAGAUAAACAAUUCGGGGCGACCUGCUCCCGGGGCUGCCCCCUCCCCUUCCCAUAAUCCCCCCCCCAAGACAUCAGCAGUGACCUCACAAGGGCUCUGCCCUGGCACUGCUGCCCUCCCCCACUAGUGAGCCACUCUCUGCCCCCAGCACUGCCCCGAAUGCUACUUUCCUGCUCCCCCUAGCCCCAGGGACCCCCCUUCCACCCUCUGGACUGGCAGCCCCCCCAAGGGCAUGUCUGCGGCGAGGCUGCCCCUCGCCACUCUCCUCCUGGUGGCCCUGAAUGUGGGUCUCUACCUUCACCCCCUGGGGUCCCCCGAAAACACCUGCCUCAGUGUGCAGGGGGUCUGGGCUCUGGGCGAGUGGCAGCGCCUCCUGCUGGCCCCCUUCCACCACCUGGGAUGGGGUCACCUGGGGCUGAACAUGGGGGCGCUGCUGUGGCUGGGGGCAGGGCUGGAGGGGAGGGUGGGCAGUGCCCGGGCGGGCUGGCUCCUGGGAGGCAUGACGCUGCUGGGGGGGCUGGUCCAUCUAGGGCUGAAUGCGGGGCUGGCGGCCAUCCUGCGAGACCCCUGGCGCCGGGAACACUGUGCUGUGGGCUUCUCAGGGGUCAUCUUCUCUCUGGAAGCCAUGGAGGGUCUCCUAGCGCCUGUCACCAUAGUAACCCUGGGCAGCGUCACCAUAACGACCAAAUGGCUCUGCCUGGCUGAGUGCUGCACCGUGACCCUCCUGUACCCCAGCUCCUUGACAGGCCACCUGUCGGGAAUGCUGGUGGGCGUGGCUCUCGCGGCCACGCCCCUCGGCUUGGCCACGCCCCUGUUCACCUGCGUAUGAUGGGACCACAGCUUCGAUAGCAGAACCGUCCCCACCCCACCGCCAGGGGGCGCCCUGCAUCCAAACCCACCGUGACCGCUGGAGCCGCCAGCCCUACUGCUCCCUGGCCCAGCCCCAUGGCACCAGUUUGGCUCCAGGCCUGUUUUGUCAACCUGGCUCUGGUGCUGUUUGUAGGUAAACACGCCUGGCCCG